AUGGCAGAAGAAGCCAUCCAAGAGGGGGCAAGAGUAAGCAAAGAUAGUGAAUGGAGCACCCAUUCCCGUCUAAGCAACGAUGAGGUUGGGGAAGCUCGGAUCACUGCCAGCUAUCGGAGUUCUGCUCAAAAUACCUAUGACAUGUCUAUCAGAUCCACUGACACUGCAAGCUCGAAUAUUCGAAACAUGACGGCGCAGUAUCACAAUAAUAGAAACAACGAUUAUAGUGUGCGAAGCAGGGAUUCCUAUGACAGGUCUAUUCGAUCCAACGACACAAUAAACUCGAAUAUACGAAACAUGACGGCGCAGCAUCUCAACCGAAAGACUCAGUCUGGUCGUGGAAGCAGGACAAUAAAGGGCGAACGAGCAAACAGUGACAGCAGCAGCGACAAGAAAGAUGCAGCUAUAGACCCACCGGUCCCAUCACAAAUUUCCACCCCGCACCCGGAAGAGGAUAACGAAUCCUUGGACAACCCUUCUUCUCCUGAAUCGAGUGUUGAAAAAUUCAACAAGGAUGAAAAAGUCAAUAGUGACAGCAGCCACGAGAAUGAUGCAACCACAGUGCCAUCGAUCCCAUCACAAAUUACCACCUUGCAACCAGAAGAAGUGGUUCACGAAUCCAGUGUGGACUGUACUAUGACAAAUAUUGUGGGUGCUAUAAUUUGUGGUGUAUUUGCUAUUGGGUGGUUAGUCUUUCUCUUUUGGAAAGAUGGCGGACCAGACCUUAUCACUAAGCAAAAAUCCCCAUCCAUCUAUAGCUGGAACCCUCCAACGGCCGAUCAGUGCAGCUCCAUUUCCAAUGGCACUCUUUUUUAUUAUGAUGCAGACUCGCGGCAGCAAGAACGUAUUCAGGUGAAGUUAGAAGUACAGCUUCAAUCGGAACUCGGAAAUGUGAAUGUGGCCAAUCUGGAAUCCGAGUGGAAGAAGAAAUUGCAAGAGCAUGUCAUGCCAACAUUGGCCGGUUGUGAAGAAGAUGUCCAACGUCGUCUUUAUCAAGAGCCAAACGACAACAAAUCAACGCUCCGGCAACGUCGACGAUUGCGAACACUCAGCCAGCUGCUACCGGAUCAUGUAAUAUCCUAUGCGUUUGUGGUGGACACAACCUUGUCGUGGGAUGAGAUUCUCCCCGAAGGAAACCAAGGCACAUUUGCACAAGUGCAAACAACAUACACGUAUCCAUUCAUGAUUGAUAUUGAUCUUUGGUUGAAAGAAGAUGUCAAUGACGCUCUCCUAAACGAAAAAGUAUCACAAGUGUUCAACGACUUUUUGAACAAUGGCCCGCUGCAAACGGAUUUGGCACUAGACAGAUCCAAACUCAUCAACGUUCAACAAUCACUGGACAUGCCAACUGAUGAUCCAACAGUUUUCGACGGUGCUACCGUAGCAAAUCCCGACCCAUCGACGAAUGCACCAGUCGCAAUGCCAACAAGGAGGCCGACGAGUGUCCAAACCUUGGCACCUUCGGAGAGUCCUUCCAUAGAUCCGACCGGACUUCCAGUCACGGAGAAUCCCACGCUAUCACCAGCCAACCAAAGUCCCAACGACAGCCCAACGAGUAACUCUACCCUAUAA
Cylindrotheca closterium is the source of this 1572-nucleotide messenger RNA. The record is from the annotation of a GenBank genome assembly. Lineage: Eukaryota; Bacillariophyta; Bacillariophyceae; Bacillariales; Bacillariaceae.